Adineta steineri is the source of this 1533-nucleotide messenger RNA. The record is from the annotation of a GenBank genome assembly. Lineage: Eukaryota; Metazoa; Rotifera; Eurotatoria; Adinetida; Adinetidae.
AUGCGUAAUGAAGAAGAUGAAUGCGAUUCAUCAUGUGUAUAUACUGUUGCUAGUCAAUCUGAUGUAACUUCAUUUUUAUAUGCACAAGAAGCAAAAAUAACUGGUUUAAGUUCAACUUUAAGUGAUAACGAUGAUUAUGAUGAUGAAAGUUCUAUCGAUGGUAGUUUCUCAGCAAGAUUUAAUGAAAAUCAUUUAAAAUUAAAAAAAUCUUAUCUAAGUCAUUCAUGUUUUGCUUCAAUAUCAACUUCAACAUUAAAUAAAACAAACUCAGUCGAUGAUUUAACUGAAUUAAAAUGGUUAAAUUCAUUUAAAUUAAAAGAAUUUAAAGAUAAUAAAACUAAUAAUCAAGAAACAAAAGAAACAACAACAACAACUUAUCAAGUAAUAUCAAAUACUGAAGAUCAUAUAAGUAAAUUAAGUAAUGAAUUAAAAACUUAUCCUAAUAAUAAAGAUUCAAUAUCCUAUGGUGUUUUAAUUUUUCUUGCAUUAUAUUCUAAACGUAAUGAUAAACAAACACCAUGGUCAUUAACACUUAAACAAAUUUAUGAAUAUAUUCAAAUACAUAGUAAACAUACUGUAGAUAAACGUGGUUGGAAAAAUUUAUUAAAGCAAACAUUAAAUAUAAUUCCAUGUUUUAUUAAAACAAAACUUGAUUCAAAUAAAUCACGUUCAAUAUGGACAAUUGAUUCAUAUUAUCGACCAUUAUUAACAAAAGCUUAUUUAACAAAUUUAUCAUUACCAGUCAAUAAAAUAACAUCUACAAAUGAAAAUGAUGAGAAAGAAAUAUCUUUGAAUGUAAUUGAUUCUUCGAAAUCGAUGGUUAACAAUUUUCCACCAAAAGCAACAGUAAAAACAAAAGCACUUCCUCGUCUUUAUGAACGACUUUGUGAAGAAAAGUCAGAUAAGGCUGAUGAAGAUGAAACAGAAUCUAUGAAUACGAUUAAACAUCAACAACAUCUAAUUUCAGGUAAAAAGCGAUCACGUUCUGUUUCAUCUGCAGAUUAUUGGCGAGUUGUAAAAGAUAAUAAUAAAAACCGUCUUUCAUCUUCUUCACCAUGGUCAACAAAACUAAGCAAACGUCAUCGAAUAUCAAAUCGUCUUCAAUAUAAUACUGAACUAAAAACAUCAACAUCAAAUAAAGAAUCAACUAUUAUUACACCAUGUCCAAGUAUCGAUCAUAUGUAUUUAGAAAAACCAACCAAUAAAACCAAUAAUUUAUCAAUUGAUGAAGAUGAUGAAUGUGAUAGUAGUUCAUUCAUACAUCCGAAUUGUAAAUCAGCAACUGGAAUUCAAAACCGAAUAAGAAAUAAUUCCAUACACCGUCGAAAAUCUUCAUUACCAAGAAAACGUUUAUCUCUUAUUUUACCAACACGUCGAGCAAAUACACGUAUAAGUAGAAAAAUAAUUGAACAAGAUUUACAAUUAUUACGACAAGCAAAUCAUAAUAAUCAACAAUCAACUAAUAAUAAACUAAUCAUAAUAGAUACAUUAACUUCAACUGAUGAUAUACUUGAUCUAUCGUUAACCCGAUGA